AUGGACACCGUACCGUACUGCGCCUUCUGCCUGCGUGCCAAUCCUCCAAACGUCGAGUUCUACAAGCACGUCGUUGGCUGCAGCACCGAACUUCGACACUCGUUCCAAUCGAUGCUCGGCUACGACUUCCAGCUCGCCAACUUUUCCAUCUGCAAACCGUGCUGGAAGCUGAUGCAACUCGUGCAGGACUUCCGGCUACGGUGCUUCAAGGCCAACACGUUGGUGGAGCGUAUCGGUCAAGGCCUGCAGAGUGAAGACGGCUGGUUCUCGGUGAAGAACUUGGCCACUAUCGAGAGUGUCCGAAUGGCGAUCAAGGAUCAAGUGCAGCAGAUUGGGAGAGUGGAUUUGGAGGAGUUGAGGACAACCGAAGCUGCCGUUGACAACGAUCUGACUCGGGAAAGGAAGGGUGAUCUUGUAUUGACGAUAGAAUUGGGGGAAGUCAAGAUUGAAUCGGAUGCCGAGAUAGCAAGAGAUGUUGCGAUGGUAUCAGCAAUGGAUUCUUCCAAGGACGACGACGCUACGUUCAGACACAAGGAGCAGCUUCAGGUUCAUUUGAACGUCCAUGAAAGCAAAACUCCAUACAAAUGUGACUGUUGCAAAAAGGCAUUUGCGUGUCCGAAAACGCGAAACAUUCACCAAGCAUCUUGCAACAAAUACAUAUUGAACUGCAAACAUUGCGACGCCCAACUGCCCAACAAUCAGCGACUUGUGGAGCACUACCGACGCGAACACCCGGGCGAGCAGAGACAUAAGUGUUCCCAGUGUGACAUGCGAUUUACGCACAGGCUGACGCUUCUCCAGCAUGAACGGCGCAAACAUACGGCCAAACUCAUCGAGCACACCUGUCCGGAGUGUGGAAAGCAGUUUUCCCGGGAACGAGACCUUCGAUCGCACAUCAAGUACCACCAGACGCGGCCUCAUCACUGUGAAAUCUGUGAAUUGAGGUUCAUGAGCAAAACUGUACUGCUGGACCACGUGGUCAAGUGUCACCCCGAGAAGUCGGCCAAAGAAGGGUCGAAUGGUGUGACCGAGCACGAACGGACAGUGGAUAAACUGAAGGCUAUGUUGGCCAGGAGAAGCGAGCAGAAAGCUGAGGAUGGCCUGGACUGGACCAUGUCUAGCAGCAUCACCAAUCACCAGCGACCACCACCGCAGAGUCUUUUAGCCUCUAAUCGAUAUAAUUACAUGGCAAAUGGUGGGGAGAUGAACCCCGCGAGGCACACGGAGAGUGAAAGCUACUGCUUUGGGAGGGAGGAAGAAUAA
This is a messenger RNA of Culex pipiens pallens (northern house mosquito), 1263 nucleotides long. RefSeq names its product zinc finger protein 888-like. Gene Ontology annotation, molecular function: DNA-binding transcription factor activity, RNA polymerase II-specific; zinc ion binding; RNA polymerase II transcription regulatory region sequence-specific DNA binding. The transcript is spliced from 3 exons. Bases 1 to 1263 code for a protein of 420 amino acids. Gene Ontology annotation, biological process: regulation of transcription by RNA polymerase II. Gene Ontology annotation, cellular component: nucleus. NCBI's taxonomy places the organism in Eukaryota, Metazoa, Arthropoda, Insecta, Diptera, Culicidae. The record is from RefSeq and is a predicted model, not a curated record.